AUUAUUGGUUCAAGGUGAGAUUCCCUCCACACCAGCUGGUGGCGGUAUUGCGCAUUUUCAUUGAUUGGUAGUUACCAUAACACAUGAUGAGGAAGAAGACUCCUGGACAUUUCUGUGAAGGAGUCAGCGCGAGGGUCUUAAUAUUGCUGCUGCACCGGAACCAGCAGGAACUCAGGGGAUCCGUCUGACGUCACAUGUUAAAGUGUCUCUCUGUCUGUCUCUCAGUGUGACUCCUCGACUCCUCCUGUCAGCUGCUGUUCACCUUCUUCAUGUGCAGCCUCCUCCGGGCUCCACAAACAUGAGCCCUCUGUCAUAACCGCGGAAUAACCAGACUCACCGUGUACUUCAUUCACCUGCUGGUUAUUACUGGUGACUGUCCGGACCUUUGCUGUUAAAUCUCCGAACUGUCUUGUGAGACCAGACAUGAAACAUUCCUGGUGUCUUUUAAAUACUAAAUAUUUUUUUAUCGGCGUCUUCAGCAGACACACCCUGUCCCAGCUACACACUCACCCGCUGUCUCCUCACCUCCCCUCACCCUGUCAGUGGGUCGCUGCACGCCAAUGACAACUGUAGCAGUCCUUGGAGGGGGGAUCGGGGGGUUGGCAGCGUCGUACUACCUUUGCAAGAGCCCCCAGGUUACCAAGGUCGUACUUGUGGAGGCCAGCAGCCGUUUGGGAGGUUGGCUGUGGUCCACCAGGAGGGCGGAUGGAGCCGUGUUUGAACAUGGACCCAGAGGGAUUCGACCUGCUGGGGCGGUUGGACGCAACACACUCAACAUGGUGGAUGACCUGGGUCUUGCGGGGGAGAUUCUUCCAGUCACCUACAGUCAUGUUGCCUCUAAGAACAGAUAUCUGUAUGUGAAGGGACAGCUCCACAAGAUGCCCUCAGGAAUCAGUGGACUUUUACGGACAGUCCCGCCCUUCUCUCGUCCCCUCCUGUUGAGCGUUGCCAUGGAGAUACUGGUGAAGAAAAGCAAGGAGGACGAUGAAUCUAUCCAUUCAUUUGUUACUCGGAGGCUGGGAAAGGAGUUGGCGGACAUAGCUGUGGACAGUUUGUGUCGCGGCGUGUUUGCAGGGGACUGCAGGAAGUUAAGUGUGCGCUCUUGUUUUCCGGCGCUCUACAACGCAGAGCAGCAUAGAGGUUCCCUGACACUGGGCAUGCUGCUGGGCUCAGGUCCCACUCCUGUGAUUCCCCCUGGCCCACUGGCUCAGAGAUCUAUUAAAGAGUCUUGGGCCCAGUGGUCCCUGAGAAGAGGAGUGGAGUCCCUCCCCGAAUCCAUCACAGACUACCUUCAACAAAGCGGGAGAGUAGAGCUUCACAGAGACGCAGCUGUUAGAAACAUCUGUCCCUCACACUCUGGCUGGAAGAUCAAUUUGGAAGAUGGAGUCAUAUCAGCCGAUCACAUCAUCUCUGCUCUGCCUGCUAAAGCCCUCUCGUCAGCCCUGCCUUCCUCCUGUCAACCUCUCAUCCAGGAGCUGCACGACAUCGCCACGGUAACGGUCGCUGUGGUAAAUCUGGAGUACGACGGUUCCAUCUUGCCUGCAAUGGGUUUUGGUCACCUGGUUCCAUCAUCAGAGGAUCGGGGUUUGCUCGGGGUCGUCUAUGACUCUGUUCCCUUCCCUGAACACAACAGACCUGAUGGGCAGACGACUAGACUGACGGUGAUGAUGGGCGGGGCCUGGUUCCAGGAAGAGUUCGGGGACCCAGAAACAGUGACAGAGGAGCGUCUUCUAGCGAGAGCCACAGAGGCGGUGCACAGCCACCUGGGUGUCACCACAGCACCCAGGUGGAGUUGGGUGGCUCUACAAAGGGACUGCAUACCUCAGUACUAUGAAGGACACUACAGGAGAGUUGAGUCCAUGCGUAGCUUCAUAAGGAAGAAUAAUCUCCCGCUGUCUCUGAUUGGUUCCUGCUAUGAUGGCGUGUCGGUGAAUGAUGUCAUCUUCAGUGGACGGAGAGCUGUGGAGGAUUUGUUGGGGACUGGGGUUUGAUACAGUAGGCAGCACUUCACCAGGAGGAUGCUUUGUGUUGUGAAGGCAGACAGCCAAUAUCACCCAUGUGCCAGCAUCCAUCAUCUUUCUACCCAUAAUGCCUCCUACCUCUCAGGGGCUGCAUCCUUCGGAGGCUGCAUUUGAAGACCUUUUGCGUCACAGCGGCGCAACAAGGCGGUUCCAUUUUAAAGGCUCCUCAGAAUGCAGCCGACAAAUACGUCCUGCCAUUCCCUAGAAACGAAGGAUCCAACGUGUAGAUCUUUCCCAGACAAAUCUAUCCCAGGAUGCAUUGCGCUUCAGUGACAAACUGUUUUUCAAAGAGGUAAUGGCUACUACAAGCAUCUAAUGCUUGAGUAUCAUGCUUCAUCUUAACCAAACAGCUAAUGCUACACUUAGUAAAAAACCAAGGUUCAUUCAAACUUUCUCAUAGCAAUAAGCCUCUUUAGACCGGACCUUCUCAUUUUGGUUCAGCCUUCACGGUCAACUCAGGCCACGAAGGAGGUGGUCUUUGUGGGCCGGGCAGACCACAUCCUCAGAAGGACGCAACCCCUGAAUUGAGACACAGCCUGUUGUAUUGUUGCUGCAGUGGUCUGAUAAGCCUCAUGACUGGUCAGUAUAGACACUGACAGAUAAAGUCCUAUUUCUACUACUGCUGUGUAUAAGAUUGUAUUUUAAUACUGCAGUAUCCAAAUAAAAUGACAGGUUGUUUAAUACAUGCAACGUCACGGUCAAGCACCUGUUUCUGUUCUGAUUCUAGUCCUCAUGAGUUUAUUUAUGUGUUGAUACAUGAUCUUUAUUGCGUCCCAGUACGUGGGAUUUACCUACUGAUGUGACUUGCACUUUAAAUAAAGCCUUGUUGUAACUACAA
Hippoglossus stenolepis (Pacific halibut) is the source of this 2859-nucleotide messenger RNA. RefSeq names its product protoporphyrinogen oxidase (gene ppox). Lineage: Eukaryota; Metazoa; Chordata; Actinopteri; Pleuronectiformes; Pleuronectidae. The transcript is spliced from 14 exons. Bases 561 to 1991 code for a protein of 476 amino acids. The record is from RefSeq and is a predicted model, not a curated record. Gene Ontology annotation, molecular function: protoporphyrinogen oxidase activity, oxygen as acceptor. Gene Ontology annotation, cellular component: mitochondrial inner membrane. Gene Ontology annotation, biological process: heme biosynthetic process.